UCUAUUUUUUUACACAGUUAACCAACAACUGUAACUUUCACAUCAGUGUAGGUUUUGCUUAAUUUGUGUGAUUGAGUAUUUUUAAUGAAUUACAAGCCUAGUUCACCAGUCGUCAGCUAAUAUAAACUAGCUAGUGUUGGAGUAUGUUAGCUAGUGCAGUGGUUUUCAAAGUGGGGGGUGCCCGGUUGGGCUCAACAAUUUGGUGUGAAAUAAAUUCUCACUCUGACACCACACACUAUCAAUUCCUAAUGUAAAGAUGUAAGAUCUAAUUAUUUAUUUUAAAAAAAGGGGGGGGGUAUAUUCAGAAGUCUGUAUUUUUUAUGUGUUUUAAAGACAUCUUGCAAAAGGGGGGCCUCGGUCAAAUGUUAACGCCAUUUGGGGGGCCUUACUCUGGAAAAGUUUGGGAAACUCCUGACCUAGUGUACUCUGAUCAAAACACAGAAGUAAUCGCCUUGCCUAAAUGUAGACUACUAUUAGUAGUAAAUGAAUCAUUGGGUAAGAUUACAACUAUUUCAUUUUCUGAUAGACAUAAAAUACCCUGAGCCUGGGUAUACAAUUGUCUAAAAUUUUAUAAUAUUGUGUACAAUUGUCAUACAGUCUAAUACAUUUUAUAAGUAAAUAUAUAUGUAUUACUUCAGUUAAAGCAGAAUUCAUUUCAUUUAGACGUUUACAUUUAUAUACGUUACUGUCAUUUUCCUUAUUUUGUUUCCUGGAGUGAUGAAUUCACUUUUUUUAUUAAUUAAUUUUAAAUUCAUUAUAAAUACAUGUUCAUGCUCAAAUUCGGUAUUAAUAUCAACAUUUCAGUUGUGUAUUUCAGCAAAUAAACCAGUAAAUAAAUAGAUUUGAUGAAUAUCUAAGUAGUCUUCUUAAAAUGUAAAUUCAGUUUUAUUAUAUAUAUUUGGGGUUUUUUUUAAAUUUAUUUGUGUGUAUUCCGUUUUCUAUUGGAGGAUGCAAUUUUCAAGCGCGUACGCAUCACACUUUUCUCUCACAUCUUGGGUUUUACUAUAAAAUUGCAAUCUACCUUUCUUUCCAAAACGUUUUGCUGUUUUUGUCUAAAUUAAACGAUAUUUGAAUAAUAUUAUAUAAAGGUGAAUUAGACAUUUAGCUUACAUUCGAAGUAUUAGUUUAAGAUUAGAGAAUAGAGUGUGUAUAAAAUGAUUGACAAGCCGGUUUAUCCAAAAACACCUUCCGGACCGGAAGUCCGUUUUCUCAGCGACUUUAUACACGUUUGCUAAUGCCAUGUAUUUUAUUAUUAUUAUUAUUACUGUUUAUUAUUAUGUUCUACGUAUGUUUUCAGUUAUUUGUACAAGUGACGGAGAAAAAAAAAUUGACUAUUGCAUCUUUAAUAUUUGUGAUCUUACCCGAUAGGUAGGUUUGUGGGCUGCGCAGUGAUGGGCUGAGUCUGCGCAAACGCUGCGCUUUCACGAUGCGCAUAAACACCACGCAGGGUUUAGCUCUUGCUCCAGAAGCUAUAGUGUACAUGUUUAUUAUAGGUAACGGAUUGAGCACGAAAAAAAAAAAAAAAACGCAUGCUAGAUCACUAACUUUACCGUUUUCUCUUUACAAAGACAGGAAUAUAGGCUUCCAAAUCCCAUAUUAGCAAUCUGUAGAAAUCAACAAAUCACCCAUGCUUGGUUUAAAAAACGAAAACAAAAAGAAUAAGCUCGACAUAAACCUAGCAAGCUCUGCAGCUGUAGAAGUUUAUUGGUGAGAUUCAUGGACGCCUCCAUGGACACGUGGUUCAUCUGGCUUUCUGUCGUUUUCACGAUCGUGGCUGGUUUUCUCACAGCUGUUUUAUUUGGAAGAAAUCAGUCUGUUUCAGGAAAGACGGAUGCAAACCCAGCAGAGGCGUUUCCACCCUGCAGAGAGCAAGAAGAGAGCGGCUCCAAGGAAGGAAUCGCAGGAAUCCGUGAACCCCGGGCUGAAUAUGAAUGUACAGCACAGACGAACGAAGAUCUGCCAGACGAACCCUGUGCGUCGACCCGGCAUGAGAUUGUCGGGGAAGGUUGUGAGCGAGCCGAGUCAGAGAAUGACGAGUCUUCAGGCUCUCCCUCAGUAAACAGGAUGGGUGAUGAGGAUCAGACCCUAAGGUACAUGCCGGGUAUGUUGCGGACGAGCCAGCUUGAGAAGAUGAUGAGUAAAGAAGAGCUGGAGGAAGAACAGAGAGUUCAGCGGGAGCAGCUCGCGGCAAUCUUCAAGCUGCUUCGAGAAAACCAGGACACAUUCGGGGAGGUGACGGAGAAAGACAUGGAGGAACAGCUUAAGCUUUACUCUGUCUAAAAGAACUGCACCAAGCACUGGUCUGCCAUCACCGAAAUGGAAAGUUGACACUAUUACUCGCGGUUGCUGCUGUUCAGAAGUGGGG
Molecule: messenger RNA, 2365 nt
Organism: Ictalurus furcatus (blue catfish)
Lineage: Eukaryota; Metazoa; Chordata; Actinopteri; Siluriformes; Ictaluridae
Product: matrix-remodeling-associated protein 7-like
Exons: 4
Coding region: 1717-2280 (187 amino acids)
Source: RefSeq, a predicted model, not a curated record